Molecule: messenger RNA, 2544 nt
Organism: Cavia porcellus (domestic guinea pig)
Lineage: Eukaryota; Metazoa; Chordata; Mammalia; Rodentia; Caviidae
Gene: S1pr4
Product: sphingosine-1-phosphate receptor 4
Exons: 2
Coding region: 179-1330 (383 amino acids)
Biological process (GO): regulation of metabolic process; adenylate cyclase-activating G protein-coupled receptor signaling pathway
Cellular component (GO): cytoplasm; plasma membrane
Molecular function (GO): sphingosine-1-phosphate receptor activity
Source: RefSeq, a predicted model, not a curated record
UCGGGCUUGGGGGGAUUGCCUCUAUGAACCUCAAGUUUCCCGUCUGUGAACAAACAGACUGGGCAAGUCCAGCCCAGCCCUGCAGUGUGCCUGGCCCAGGGUGCUCAGUGCUGGGCAAGGGAAACCAAGGCAGGCGGCUCCGCCCUGCCUGCCGGCCUCAGUCGGCCGCCGGGAGGUCAUGAACGCCAGCGGGUGGCCUCCUCCUCCUCCGCGGCCUGCGGCCCCCGAGGAGACCUGCUCGCAGCUGGCGGCCAGCGGGCACAGCCGCCUCAUCGUCCUGCACUACAACCACUCGGGCCGGGCUGCGGGGCGCGCCGGCCCCGAGGACGCGCUGCGCGGGCCGCUGGCGGCGGUGGGCGGCCUGGUGGUGCUGGGCAACCUGCUGGUGCUGGCGGCCCUGGCCACGCGGCUGCGCGCCCGCCGCUGGGUGCACGUGUGCCUGGCCAACGUGGCGCUCAGCGACCUGCUCACGGGCGGCGCCUACCUGGCCAACGUGCUGCUGUCGGGGCCCCGCACGCCGCGGCUGGCGCCCGCGCACUGGUUCCUGCGCGAGGGGCUGCUGCUGGCCGCGCUGGCCGCCUCGGCGCUCAGCCUGCUGCUCACGGCGGCCGAGCGCCUGGCCACCAUGGCGCGGCCCUGGCGGGCGGCCGAGGCGCGCGCGGCGCGGCGCUCCCGCGUGUUGGGGCUGGCGGGCGCCUGCUGGCUGCUGGCCGCGCUGCUGGGGCUGCUGCCGGCGCUCGGCUGGAACUGCGUGUGCGCCUUCGAGCGCUGCUCGCGGCUGCUGCCGCUCUACAGCCGCAGCUACGUGGGCUUCUGCCUGGCGCUGUUCGCCUGCGCGCUGGCCGCCGUGCUGGGCCUCUACGCGGCCAUCGUCAGGCUGGCCCGGGCCGGCGGCGCCCCCCGGCGCCCCAAGGCGCGGCGGCUGCUGCGCACGGUCGUGCUGAUCCUGGCGGCCUUCGCCGUGUGCUGGGGGCCGCUGCUGGCGCUGCUGCUGGCCGACGCGCUGGGCGCCGGGCUGCAGGCGCACGUCCGCGGCCGGAGCUGGACGCUGGCGCUGGCCGUGGCCAACUCGGCCGUCAACCCGCUCAUCUACACCUGCCGCAGCCGCGAGCUGCGCCGCGCCGUGCUGGGCCUGCUGUGCGCCGGCUGCCUGCGGCUGGGGCUGCGCGGGCCCGGGGACUGCCUGCGCGCGGCCACCGAGCCCCCCUCGGCCUCGGCCUCGGCCACCGACAGCUCGCUGAGGCCCGGGGACAGCUUCCGGGGCUCCCGCUCGCUCAGCUUCAGGAUGCGGGAGCCCCUGGCCAGCGUGUCCAGCGUCAAGAGCACCUGAGGCCUCGGGGAGGACGGCGGACGGACGAGGCGGGACCUGGACGUGGACGUGGACACUGACCCCAGCAGCGCCGGGGACAGGAAACUGGGACUAGGGCGCCGGCUCCUGUGGAUUCAGGGGGAGGCCCACCGUCGCCCCGAGCCUCUGCGGGACACCCCGGUGGCGAGGGCCGGGCUGCGGGGUUUGGACCCUGGGGACACUCAAGUCAAGGACACCGCAGGCUCCUCGGGCCACGCAGUCAUCCGGUGCUGGUGCUCACAGCCGGCGGGCAGGGCCGGCAGCGGCCGUUCCUCAUGGGUGCUGGGGAGCUGGCUGGGAGUGGGGUGCUGCAUGCGGAGCCCUUACAUCUGCUCGCAUGUGCGCGUCUGUGCAUGUACAUGUGUGUGCACCAGCGCACUGUGACAGCCUCUGGCACCUGUCUGUCUGUCUGUCCUCAUUUCCUCUGGGGAAGCCAGGCCCCCCAUCCCCACUCCAUCGUGUGAGGCCCCCUCUCCUUCCUUUCAAUUUUUUGAGACUGUCUCACUGUGCAGUUCAGGCUGGCCUUGAACUCAAGGGGAUCCUCCUGCCUCAGCCUCCUGAUUGCUGGGAUGACAGGGGUUAUGCCACCAUACCUGGCCUCCUCCCACAGCUCUGGCCUUUCUUUGCAUCUUCUGGGGUUCCCUCGGGGGGCCCAGCAGAGAAGCAGAGGCCCAAAACGCUUCCUGUCCCAGUGAGAUGAUGCCCAGCGUUCUCCUUCCAGGCUCACUGCCCCCACUUUCUGCAUCUGUGAAAUGGGCUCGUGGCGGGGCCCACCGUGGCUACAGAGUGUCAUCCCCUUUGAGCUCAGGAGGGGAUGGGUGGUCACUCUGUUCACGCCCUGCCUGGUACUUUAAACAUCGGCCCAGUGAGAUGUAUAAAUGAAGAACGGAACUAACACGAAUCAACACCACCACAGGCCCGAGAUGGCCCAGGGUGAGAGCAGGUGCCGGCUGCCAAUUAGGGCUGACACAGCCUAGCCCUGAGGACUUCCCUGUCCCCUGCUCUGCAGGCGCUGGGGGUGAGGAGUCAGGAGUCGGGGUCACCCGCCUGCUGCCUAAGGGUGCUACGGUGCCACUCUGAGUCGUUAUUUCUCUGCGUGUGGCUGUCGGGGAGUGGUGAUGGCGACCCGCACUGUCCACACCCACAGCCACAAGCACACCACUGCCUCAGAUCAUUAAAAUGAAUGACAUUUGAAA